ACUUUCUUCUUUAAUAAAGAGAUGCCCUUGCUUGUCGGAUCCAACUCCCUUUUUUGACACAUAUCAGAGACUCAUUAAUAGAACUCUGCAAUUCAGAAGUGCAAUUUACAAUAUAACAGAUAUGAGGAUGCUUCUGCAAGUGCUAGUAUCAGUUCAUCUCAUCACAAUCAUCAUCUCUUUCGUAUUUAUAGCACAGGAAGCAGGGGCAUCUAUGACCAAGCCUGGGUGCCCAGAGAAAUGUGGGAAUAUUACCAUUCCAUAUCCAUUUGGCAUGGGGAAAGGUUGUUACCUGAAUAGAAAUUUUGAGAUCACAUGCAACAUGUCCUCCAAUCCCCCUCGUCCUCUUCUCCUCCAAGAAGUUCAACUUUUGCAGAUAUCAGAAGACUAUCUGCGCAUCAACGAUAUUGUUCACCAUAGCUGUUUUAAUAAGCAAUCAGGGAAGACGAAUUCAUCACAUGUACCAUAUAACAGAACUCAUCAUUUCAGUUACUCACACACCCAGAAUGAGUUCAUAGCCAUCGGGUGUGACAUAUUUGCUUAUAUCACUGAGGACAACAGUAAAACAAACGCAACUGGGUGUGCAUCGCUUUGUAAUACUGAUGAAGACAUCGCUACUGAUUUUUCCUCUUCUGCUUGCUCUGGCAUUGGUUGCUGCAGGACUUAUCUCCAAACAGAUAUUUCACGGUUUUAUCUGAAGAUGCGUAGCAUCAACAUGAUCACACCAAUCUGGACCUCUCAACCAUGUGGCCUUGCUUUCAUUUCUGAGAGGAACUUCUCCAUACGUCAAUAUUUUAACCUCUCUAGUAAAUUUUUAGAGAGGAAUUUGUAUUUUGUUCCAGCAGUACUUGACUGGUCAGUUGGGGACGUCUCUUGCCCUGAGGCUAUCAGAAGAAAAAACUAUGCGUGUGGCCAGAAUACGUACUGCCAUAACUCCAUCCAGGGCCAGGGGUAUAAGUGUCACUGCUCUAAAGGCUACCAAGGGAACCCCUACCUUGCAAACGGCUGCCAAGAUAUUAAUGAGUGCAACGACCCAGACGAAACUUUUUGCCUCAAGAUAGCUCUUUGCACUAAUGUCCCUGGCAGUUACUCGUGCACUUGCCCAACUGAUUACCAUGGAGAUGGCAAGAAAGAUGGAACUGGGUGCAUACGUGGCAAGCAUCCACAUUUGCUAUCAUUGGUACUUUCUCUAGGUGUGGGGAUUACUGUUGUUCCCUUUAUCCUAAUUGCUACAAGCUUAAGGUUAUACCGAGGACUUGAGAAAAGAGAGAAAAAGAAAAUAAAACAGAAGUUCUUCAAGAAGAAUGGAGGUCUGCUAUUGCAACAGCAAAUUUCUUCUAGCAAGGAAAGUGUAGAAAAAACAAAACUCUAUUCGGUAGAAGAGUUGGAGAAAGCAACAGAUGGUUUCAAUUUAAGUCGAAUCAUUGGUAAGGGAGGCCUCGGCACAGUAUACAAAGGGAUGUUAUCAGAUGGAAGCAUUGUAGCCAUUAAGAAAUCCAAUACGGUUGAUGAGAAGCAGUUAGACCAGUUCAUUAAUGAAGUUUUGAUUCUUUCACAGAUCAACCAUAGGCACAUAGUAAAACUAUUAGGUUGUUGUCUGGAGACUGAAGUACCUUUGCUGGUUUAUGAAUAUGUCUCUAAUGGCCCCCUCUCCCACCAUCUUCAUGAUGAGGGUCAUGUAUAUAGAAUAUCUUGGAAAAAUCGGCUGCGAAUUGCAAGUGAAAUUGCUGGAGCCCUUGCUUAUUUGCACUCGCAUGCUUCUACAGCCAUCUGUCAUAGAGAUAUCAAGUCUAGCAACAUAUUGUUGGAUGAAAACCUCCGGGCUGUACUUUCUGACUUUGGACUCUCAAGGUCAAUACCCCUUGACAAAACUCAUUUAACUGCAUUGGUACAAGGGACAUUUGGUUACUUGGAUCCUGAUUAUUUUCAUUCAGGUCAAUUGACUGAUAAAAGUGAUGUUUAUGCCUUUGGUGUAGUCCUUGCUGAACUUCUGACAGGAGAAAAAGCCAUUUCCUUUGAUAGAUUUGAACAAGGUCUAGCAAGUCAUUUUAGAUCAGCAAUGAAACAAAAUCAUCUGUUUGAUAUUCUUGAUAACCAAGUUGUAAAUGAAGGACAGAAGGAUGAUAUUUUUGCUGUUGCAAAGCUUACUAAGAGAUGCCUAAAGUUGAAUGGGAAAAAAAGGCCAACCAUGAAACAAGUUGAAAUAGACCUCCAACAACUGGGCAGAUUUCAGGAGCAGUUUUCUUGUCAGAAGUCAAUGAUUCAAGAGGAUUUUUCACAACAGCAAACAUGCCAGGACGACUGCACGGUAAGUGAAAGAUCCCAUUCCUACACAUUUGGUCCAGCUACAGAAGAAAUCGUUCAAGAUAUUGAGGUCUUGUUUUCGUAAGGAAUACAGUAUGGCAGCUUGAAGCUUCAGUUGAAUAUUAGGUGGUUUUUGCAACUGAUAUGGGUCAGAUGUUGGAAGGUUAAACUUUAUUUAGAAAGUUUGUAAAAUUAUAAUUAGAUUUAGUCACUAGAAGUUAAGAAGAAUAUUUUAUUUUUAAUGGGUUGCUUUAGUUUCUAUAUUUGUGGAGUAGGUUCUAGAAGGUUUCUAUAUUUUGUUCUUAUGAGUUUC
Molecule: messenger RNA, 2614 nt
Organism: Vitis vinifera (wine grape)
Lineage: Eukaryota; Viridiplantae; Streptophyta; Magnoliopsida; Vitales; Vitaceae
Product: wall-associated receptor kinase 5
Exons: 3
Coding region: 122-2386 (754 amino acids)
Biological process (GO): cell surface receptor signaling pathway; protein phosphorylation
Cellular component (GO): plasma membrane
Molecular function (GO): calcium ion binding; ATP binding; protein serine/threonine kinase activity
Source: RefSeq, a predicted model, not a curated record